This is a messenger RNA of Raphanus sativus (radish), 1361 nucleotides long. Its product is annotated as transcription factor-like protein DPA. The transcript has 9 exons. The coding region runs from base 257 to 1117 and encodes 286 amino acids. Gene Ontology annotation, cellular component: transcription regulator complex; nucleus. The record is from RefSeq and is a predicted model, not a curated record. Lineage: Eukaryota; Viridiplantae; Streptophyta; Magnoliopsida; Brassicales; Brassicaceae. Gene Ontology annotation, biological process: regulation of cell cycle; regulation of transcription by RNA polymerase II. Gene Ontology annotation, molecular function: DNA-binding transcription factor activity, RNA polymerase II-specific; RNA polymerase II transcription regulatory region sequence-specific DNA binding.
UGUUGUUGUGUUUGCUAUGGAGAAGCCCAUCAUUUCAGCUGUUUAGCGCGAAAUCGGUAGUUCCAUCGAAACGCUCCGAGAGAUUUGUUGUUCGCAUCUCUGUGAAAAAAAGAAAAAAAAAUCCUAGAAAAUCUCGAGUUUCCGGCCAUUGGAGGAGGUCACUCACUAGAUUCGUCUUUGAUCCCGAUUCGUGUGUCAUCGAUAACGGAUUCGAGCUGUUAUAACUAAAUCUAGGGUGUAAAGUUAAGUGGAGGGGAUGGAGAUGGAUUUGUUUGUGACUCCGGAGAAGCAGAGGGAUCGUCCUUCAGUGAGCUUGCGGAAAACUCCUGUGAGAAGGAAGUUGAUAGUUGAUGAUGAUGAUGAUGAUAACGAGAUUGCGUCAGAGAAGAAAGGUCAAUCAAGAACUACUGGUGGUGGCCUUCGCCAGUUCAGCGUUAUGGUGUGCCAGAAGUUGGAAGCCAAGAAGAUCACUACAUACAAGGAGGUUGCAGAUGAAAUCAUUUCUGAUUUUGCAACAAUUAAGCAGAACGCAGAGAAGCCUUUGAAUGAGAAUGAGUAUAACGAGAAGAACAUAAGGAGGAGAGUCUAUGAUGCGCUCAAUGUUUUCAUGGCCUUGGAUAUCAUCGCUAGGGAUAAAAAAGAAAUCCGGUGGAAAGGGCUUCCCAUCACCUGCAAAAAGGAUGUCGAACAAGUUAAGAGGGAUCGAAAUAAGGUUAUGAAUAGUGUGCAAAAGAAGGCUUCGUUUCUUAAAGAAUUGAGAGAAAAGGUAUCUAGUCUUGAGAGUCUUAUGCUGAGAAAUCAGGAGAUGGUUGUGAAGACUGAAGGCCCAGCAGAAGGUUUUACCUUACCACUCAUUUUACUUGAGACAAAUCCUCAUGCAGUAGUCGAAAUCGAGAUUUCUGAAGAUAUGCAACUUGUUCACCUCGACUUCAAUAACACACCAUUCUCGGUUCAUGACGAUGCAUACAUAUUGAAACUGAUGCAAGAACACAAGCUGCAGCAAAACAGAGCUUCUUCCUCUUCCUCUGCACAUCAUCAGUCUCAACAUUCUUCCUCCAGUUCCUGCAUUGCUUCUGGAACCUCAGGCCCGGUUUACUGGAACUCAGGAUCCAAUUGAUGCUCACCGACCGAGAAAACCGGUGAUUAUCUCCCCAAUUCUUCAAGGAAGAAGAAGAAUAACAAGGGAUCUAAUUGGUAUACUAUGAAAAAGUUAUACUUCUGGCUUUGUGUCAUAUGAGAGAGCUUGUAAUCUUAUAAUUCAUAGGCCAACAUCAAAUGUUUGUUUAUCCAAUUUUUCCGUUACAAAUGAAACCUCCUGUACUUUUUUCUAGUAUUAGAAAACCGAUUCGGUUUACUCUUGA